Molecule: messenger RNA, 5636 nt
Organism: Molossus molossus (Pallas's mastiff bat)
Lineage: Eukaryota; Metazoa; Chordata; Mammalia; Chiroptera; Molossidae
Gene: CFAP44
Product: cilia and flagella associated protein 44
Exons: 35
Coding region: 93-5636 (1847 amino acids)
Molecular function (GO): protein binding
Source: RefSeq, a predicted model, not a curated record
GUCCUUACAGCUUUACUGUAUUAACUCAUCGACAUCUCAGGCAACCGUAUGAAGUAGGCACUGCACUUUACAGUUUUGCACUUACAGAGAAAAUGAAGGAGCCAGAUGACCAGGAUACUGAUGGGGGGAGGUCAGAGAGAUCAAAGAGCAGUGGAAGUCAGUCUCGGGCGUCCUCACAGUAUGCAUCAAGAUCUGCUACAAAAGAGGAUGACAGAAUCUUAGAAGAUGUCACAGAUGAAACGCUUACUGCAGGGGAAGGAUCCUAUUUAGGGGAUGAUGACUCAUAUGGAGAAGAUUUGGAAAGAAGUUCUAAUUCCUUGCAAGAUGACAGGGAAAGCACUGGAGAAUUUCGGCAUUUGGAAACCCCUGGCUCAGCUGAAGAGGAGGCAGAGUUGAAAAUCAAGACCAUAUCACAGAGCUUCUUUUACGAUUACAUGGAGCUGGUUUCCAUACCUUAUGUGUCUCCGAAUUCAGGCAUACCACUGGAACUUCUCAUACUUGUACAUUCCUUUGGUUAUGACUGCAACAAGCGGGCCAACCUGCAACUUCUGGACAGCAACACCAUCAUGUACAUAGCUGGGAACCAGCUGAUCCUUCUGAAUUUAAAAACCAAGGAACAGAUCUACCUGAGAAGUAGCAGUGGUACAGGAAUUGGUGCCAUUGGGGUUCACACUGAUAAAACUUACUUCGCAGUAGCUGAAAAAGGAGUUUCCCCAAAGAUUAUUAUCUAUGAAUAUCCUUCUCUGAGGCCCUACAGAAUCCUUCGAGAUGGGACUGACCUGGUCUAUGCUUACGUGGACUUUAACUACAGCGGCACAUUGCUGGCUUCUGUUGGUGGCAACCCUGAUCACACACUGACCAUCUGGAAUUGGAGAGAGGAACAGCCCAUACUGAGGACAAAAGCUUUUUCCCAGGAGGUUUUUAAGGUUACUUUCAAUCCUGAAGAGGAUGCACAGCUCACCACAGCAGGGUCAGGCCAUAUCAAAUUCUGGGAAAUGGCUGUAACAUUCACUGGUCUCAAGCUUCAGGGUUCACUAGGUCGAUUUGGCAAAACAACGACUAGUGAUAUAGAAGGUUACAUGGAGCUCCCAGAUGGGAAGGUGCUCUCAGGGACAGAAUGGGGCAACAUGUUGGUCUGGGAAGCUGGCCUCAUCAAAGUUGAGCUCUGUCGAGUUAAAAGUAAGCCUUGUCACCAGGGUCCCAUUAACCAGAUAAUGCUGGAUGAAGGUGAAGUUAUCACGAUUGGCUCAGAUGGAUGGGUUAGGAUAUGGGAUUUUGAGACCAUAGACACUGCUGAUGUUAUAGACGAGACUGGAUUGCUAGAGAUUGAGCCCAUCAAUGAACUUCACGUGGACAAGAAUGUCAAACUCUACUCCAUGAUAAAAAUGAAUGAUGCUGGAAAUAACUUUUGGUUGGCUCAGGAUUCCAAUGGAGCCAUAUGGAAGCUUGACCUUAGUUUUUCAAAUAUUACACAAGAUCCAGAAUGCCUCUUCUCCUUCCAUUCUGGAGCCAUUAAAGCCGUGGCCGUUUCUCCUCUCACUUAUCUUAUGGCUACUACUGCCUUGGACUGCGCUAUUAGAAUCUAUGAUUUUGCUAGCUGUACUCCUUUGGCUCAUGUGAAAUUCAAUCAAGGAGGUACAGCCCUUGCUUGGGUACCUCGAGUGGUAAGCUUCACUGGAGCACAUAUUAUUGUAGGAUUUGAAGAUGGGGUUGUUCGAGUUCUUGAACUUUAUGAUCCAAAAGGGCUCACAAUUUUUGCAGGACGGAAGAAAUAUCUGGAUGCAGAUCUUCAUUUGAAACAUGUUUUCAAACCCCAUACUGCUCAUGUCACUGCUUUAGCUUUUGAACGUGAUGGAGAAAUUCUAGCUACAGGGAGUAAAGAUAAAACUGUGUUCUUCUUUGAAGUGGAAAAGGAUUAUAAACCAAUUGGUUAUAUUACUACUCCUGGACCUGUUUGUCAGUUACAAUGGUCCCCAGUCUCUCAUCCAGAAAGUACUUUACUGAUUAUCUGUGAGAACGGCUAUGUCCUUGAAGCUCCAUUUCCAACCAUAAAGGAGGAAGUGGAGGAUCACGAUUUAGUUUCCUAUGAAAUCAAAGACAUGUGCAUAAAAUGUUUCCAUUUCUCAAGUGUCAAAUCUAAGAUUCUGCAACUAAUAGAAAUUGAAAAGAGAAAGAAACGGAAGGAUUUGAAGGAGAAGGAAAAGGAAGAAAGAAGGAAGCAGCUAGCAGCAGAAAGGGGAGAAGAUGAAGAAACGGAAUUCCAGGAGGAGGAGGAAGAGGAGGAGGAGGAGGAAGAGGAGCCAUUACCUGAAAUCUUUAUUCCACUAACCCCCUGUCACAUCCUCUGUGGAUUUUACUCUGAGCCAGGGAAGUUCUGGGUUUCUUUGGGUGGCUAUGAUUCUGGUUUUCUAUAUCAUUGUGAGUUCCCCCCAUGUGACAAAAGCAGUGAUAUUACAGAGAAGAAAGAUGAACCUUUGGAUUUCCGUUUUCUUGAGGAUACAGAAGAUAAUCCCAUCCAUACCAUCACUUUCAGUCUUAACCACGAUAUGAUGUUUUGUGGAUUGCAAGAUGGAGCAAUUCGAAUCUAUAUCCUAAGUCCAAAUGACUCUUCAUUGAAAACUCUGGAAAAUUACUGGCACUUUAAUGUACAUGACAACAAUUAUGGAUGUGUUAAUAGCAUUUCUACUAGCUUUGAUGACCGCUUUUUGGUGACUACUGGAGCAGAUAGUAAUAUCUUUGUUUUCAGCAUUUUUUCUAUAUUUGAGUUAAGGAAAACCUUCAGAGCCAAAGUGCCAUCUCCCAGGCUUGGAAUUGAAACUGAACCAACUCCAGGAGAUAUUGAAGAUCCCAAAGCCUACAGCAUAGAGAAUGCCAGAAGAAAAAGAGAACAUGACAGGUUAAUGAAAGAAGUGGAAGAAAUAAAGUCUAAGAAGAGAGAAGAACUCAAAGCUUUGAGGAAUCAGUUUCAGAAACUACUAGAAAUGAAUGAAGAAUUACCAAAGCAUAUGCAAUUUAAACGGACAGAUUUUGAAAUAGAUUCCAAAAUUCGUGCUGAGAUAAACAGAAGAACAGCUUUUAAAAUCCAACAACUGGAAAAGGAAUUAGCUUGGGAAAAAGAGAAACAUCAACUUGGCCUAAGGAAGCUACAGAAUAGGUUUCAUGAUUCACUGGAAGGUGAUAUUAUUGUGGUUCAUGCCAUACAGAGCGAUCACAAGGUAUCCUCCUAUAGGCUUGUGAAGCCCUCCAAGUACUCCAAAUCCAGACGGAUCAGUCAGUUUGACAGAAGAACAAGCAAAAUGGAGAGGUUUGAAAAAGAGGGAACUGGAAGAAAGGAUAGCCAGAAAGAAACAGGAGGGAAUAAUAGCAUCCAAGAAGAAUCAAUGAUAGAAAAAGGGAAGGAGUUUCGACCUAAGACCUUAAGUCAAAUUAUGGUGGAUAAUCAAAUUGAGAAAACGAGGAAACUUAUAUUAAAAGCUGAAAGAGCCCAGCAUAAAAUUCAGCAGCGAAAAAAAGAAUGGGAGGAACUGUACAAGAGUAAACCUGCUGAUGAUUAUGAAGAUCCCAAAGAUGUUCAAGCCAUCAAAGAGGCUCAGUUGUAUAUGGGAGACUUCAAUCUGAAGACAGCCCCAGACUAUAAGAUACCCGAGCACAUGAGAAUAAAUGCUGCCAAGAAAGAGGAAGAACUGGGACAGCUAGACUCUAUGACCCACUCAAAGAAAAUGCACUUUAAUAAGUCCAUCCUCUCUCUUCGAGACCUGAAAGUGGCUGUCAUCGAGGAGAUACAGUGCCUGGUGCAAGAGCUGAAGAGCAUUCAGGCAAUUCUUCAUGAGUCCAAGCACAUCCCCAUUCCUGAAAUCCCUCAGAUGUACCCGGAGGAAGUUCCUGAAAAGAGAUUUUACUAUGACGAAGACACUCUCUUUGCGUUUAAGCAUAAGCAUAAGGAAAAUGAGUCCGAAAAGGCCCCUCAAACAGAACAGACAGGGUCUAUAUCCUUCAGUGGAGGAUUCCUUAAAUUGUCUUCUGGAAAGGACGGGGAUAUGACAACACGAGGUUCAUUGUCUAAAUCAGCAAGGGCAUCGACAUUUGGUCUAGAUAUUCCAAAAUUCUUGGAAUUUGAAAAAGCAGAUCCAACUGAUGUAGAGCUGGAGAUUAUGAAGAGAAAUGAGAUUAAGCACAUGUACAUGCAGCAGUAUUUGGCCAACAGGAUCAAAGAACUGAUUGUCACUUUUGAUGCAGAACUCCGUCUCCUGAGGCACCAGAAACUGAAACUAGAUACUCAGAUGAAAUUAUCUGACCUGAACCAUGUCACAUUGUUUCAAGAAAUGCUUCUCCUCAAGAAUUUUGAAAAACAGGAGAAUAUUCUUCAAGAGCGUGUUACUUCGUUAGACAAAGAGGAACAGGAGAUGCAAUGGAGAAUCAAUGAAACUCUUAAGGAGAUGGAAGAGAAAAAGAAUGAAAUCACCAGGCUCCAGGACCAAGAGAAGGCACUCUAUGCUGGCUUCCAAACAGCCAUUGGAGAAAACAAUAAAUUUGCUAACUUCCUCAUGAAGGUCCUAAAGAAGAAGAUAAAGCGGGUGAAGAAAAAGGAGGUUGAAGGAGAUGCUGAUGAAGAUGAGGAGAGUGAUGAGUCAAGUGAGGAAGAAUCCAGUUUGGAGAGUACUGAAGAUGAGUCUGGAUCUGAAGAUGAGGUUUUUGAUGAUUCUAUUUGCCCAACAAAUUGCGACGUGGGUCUGUUUGAACUGGCACUUCAGCUUCGAGAGAAAAGGCUGGAUUUGGAGGAGGCCUUAGUGGAAGAAAAGAAAAUUCUUGAUAACCUCAGAAAGGAAUAUGAUGCAUUGUCCAGAAAAGUCAAAAUUGUGGGGACCAAUCUGAAUGCAGCAGAGGAAGCCCUGGAGGCUUAUCAACGAGAGAAGCAGCAGCAGCUCAAUGAAAUUCUGGUUGUGGUUCCACUCAAGCUUCACCAGAUAGAGCAUGUGGUAUUUGGAGAAAUACCUAGUGAUCUUUCUGGAACUUUGGUCUUUUCUAAUGGCUCCUUGGAACGGCUGCAAAACCGAAUUGUGCAGCUCCAGGAGGAGAACUCCAAGCAGCAGAAACUGAACAGAGAGUGGCGGGAGAGGCGUAAACAGCUCAUUCGAGAAAAGAGAGAGAUCGCAAAAUCUAUAAAGAAAAUGGAAGAGACCGUCCGUGAUCUGAUGUUGAGCAAGUUUGGCCGUGUGAUAGACUUGGCGGCUCUCCAGACACUUUCUGUGAAUACCACCCUUGAAGAACUCAAGAUCAAAAAACUUCGAAAGGAGCUGCUGAACACAAAGGAAAUGAAGAAAUGGGAGGAAAAGAUUGCUCAGGUGUGGUGGGAACUGAUGAUGAAGACCAAAGAACACACCAAAAAGCUUCACCAGAUGAAUGACUUAUGUAUUGAAAAGAAGAAACUUGACUCUCAGUUGAAUACACUGCAGAACCAGCAGGGCAAUGCCUUCCAGGGCCCUCGGAAAGCAGACAUUGUGGCAAAAGCGAAGGUCACUGAGUUGAUCCAACUCCAGGCGGAAAGGAUUGUGGCCCUGAAGGAAGAGAUCGCCCUUUUGCACAGGAAGGACGGCUUCGCGCUCCCACCCAUCCAGCCUCCGCAGGCGAAGAGAUGA